AUGGUGUACAAUUCGUUGACCGAAGCCCCUCGCAACCUCAAGGAGGGUAUUGACUGGCUGGUGGCUGUGAAGGGAACUGAUGCUGAAAGCAACAUUGCUGCUUUGGGUGAGGCAGUUCACAAGUUUCUCGCAGACAAGCCUGUCGGUAGCAUGCAGGUGCCAGCUCUCGAGAAAAUAAAACUUAUCACUAAAGAAUUCAUAGGGCAAAAGAAUCUUAAAGGGAGCUGGUUCGUGAAAAACAUAACGAAGCGAGUCGGCUCGGGUCUCGGAAAAACAUAUGACACACUCGUCAAAGAUUUGGGAUAUGUCCGUGACAGCGAUUAUCAGAACGUCGUCGAUGCAGAAGGAGUUAACGCUGACACCAUCGUAGAAAACUUGAAUAAAGUUAUGGAUGGUACUGAGAAAUUCUUGGAUGACAUCAAAAACCCUAACCAAUAUACGUCUGCUUACAGUUCUAAAGCGACGUGGGAGGCUUCGUGCGCGAAGGACCCGGAAGCCUGCGCCGUGGUCCUCGUGGGCAUCGCACCAAUGUUAUACACCGGCCUACGGCAUUUGCGGACUGCAAGCAGUGAACAAGCCGGGCUAUUACAAAUAUUUUAUGGAAAAAAGAGUUUGAUGAAUUUGUUGAAUGCAGCGGGUUACAAUGAGUCGGAAUGCCGCUCUGGGAUAAGUGCGGGAAAUGUCGUCAAUGCAUUGAGGGGUGUGAAUGACAGCGUGUUGUACAUUCUCUACGACCUCGCUGGAUUCUGGGCUUUCUAUUGA
Molecule: messenger RNA, 762 nt
Organism: Babesia bigemina
Lineage: Eukaryota; Apicomplexa; Aconoidasida; Piroplasmida; Babesiidae
Exons: 1
Coding region: 1-762 (253 amino acids)
Source: RefSeq, a predicted model, not a curated record